AUGCGUGGAGAGAUAAGUUCUUCCUUGCUUGUUCUGCGUCAUUUGGAGCACCUAGAUCUCAGUGGGAACUAUCUUGGGGGAGUAGGCGUGCCGAUACCAAGAUUCUUGGGCUCUCUCCCGAGCUUGGUAUAUCUCAACCUCUCCUCCAUGGAUUUCGACGGGAAGGUGCCCCCUCAACUUGGCAACCUCUCCAGGUUACUAUAUCUUGACCUCAACAACAUUUGGAAUCCUAAUGUGCAUUAUGCUGAUGAUAAUAUAUUGCAUGCUGAGGAUAUAUCGUGGUUACCACGUCUUCCUUCGCUAAGGUUUCUCGACAUGAGUGGUGUGAAUCUCACCGCUGUUGGCAACUGGGUUCAAGUGCUUAGCAUGCUUUCUAAUCUGAGAGCACUUCGUCUUUCUGAAUGUUAUCUUAUCUUUCCACACACACCUAUUCUGCAUUCUAACCUCACAUCACUUGAGAUGCUUGAUCUAACAGAAAACGGGGUUGACACCUUGAAUCCAACCUACUGGUUCUGGGAUGUUGGCACCAUCAGGCAUCUUGAUCUCACGAAUAACAUAAUUUCUGAACCUUUUCUGGAUGCAAUGGGAAAUAUGACCUCCCUUGAGGUACUUAAACUUGGAGGCAAUUACCUCACAGGUGUAAGAACCGAAAUGCUGAACAAUCUGUGCAAUUUGAGAGUGCUAACACUGUGGUCAAAUCCGAUCAACCAAGACAUUUCAGAAGUUUUGAAGGGGUUGCCUCAGUGCGCAUGGAGUAAGAUAGAGUUGCUAGAUCUAUCUUGUACCAAUAUCAGUGGGGAAAUUCCAAAGUGGAUUAACCAAUGGACUAAUUUGAGCAUUCUUCAACUCUCUUCAAAUAGGCUUGUAGGAUCAAUACCUAUUGAAAUUGGUAUGCUCAGCAAACUCAACCAGUUGUAUCUCGAUGGUAAUCAGUUAAAUGGCUCUAUAUCGGAGGAACAUUUCGCCAGUUCAGUGAAUUUGGAGGAACUGGACUUGUCUUACAACUCCCUACACAUGAUGAUCAACUCGCACUGGAUUCCUCCCUUUAAACUGCAUCUGGCUUAUUUCCCUCGGAGCGAAGUUGGACCUCAGUUUCCUUUGUGGCUUAAAGGGCAGAGCAACAUUACUAAUCUUGACAUUUCUGAUGCAAGCAUAGUUGAUCAUCUCCCAGAUUGGUUUUGGACUGUAUUUUCAAAUGUUCAAUAUUUGAACAUCUCUUGUAAUCAGAUCAGUGGCAGGUUACCAAGGACACUUGAAUUUAUGCCUUCUGCUCUAAUAUUUGACCUCAACUCCAAUAACCUCACUGGUACUCUACCGCACCUACCAAGGCAUUUGAUAGAGCUUGACAUUUCCAGAAACUCUUUAUCAGGGCCACUACCGCAACAAUUUUGGGCUCCAUCCCUCAUGGAUUUAUUGCUUUCUGAGAAUAGUAUCAAUGGCACUAUACCACCAUAUAUUUGUCAGUUGCAGUUACUGCAAGUUCUGGACCUCGCAAAGAACUGUCUUGUAGGACAAUUUCCCCUCUGUCCAGAGGUAUCCGAAGGAAGAUUCAUUAAAGCUAUAAUUUUAAAUGAAAACAACCUUUCUGGUGAAUUCCCUUCAUUCUUACAGAGCUGCCCAGAGUUGAUUCUACUUGAUCUUGCCAAUAACAAAUUUGAUGGAGAGUUACCAACAUGGAUAGCCAAGAAAUUGCCAGAUUUGUCUUAUCUCCGGCUGCGGCAUAAUGUGUUUUCUGGUUCUAUUCCAAUUGAGGUCACACACCUUGGAUACCUGCAAUACUUGGACCUUGCAGAUAACAGAAUAUCAGGAUCAAUACCUCAUACAUUGGGUAACUUGAAAGCUAUGGUUGAGGAUCAGACACAAUCACAAGGUAACCCUUUAACGUGGAGCUACGAAAGGCCAGCAAACCCUGACACGUACGCUGGAGCAAAAUAUGAUGAUAGCUUAGAAGUGGUAAUGAAAGGUCAAUACCUUGAUUACACUAGCAACAUCAUUUAUAUGGUUGGUCUUGACUUGUCCUGCAACAAUUUAGUUGGAGAUAUUCCAGCUGAAAUAACAUCUCUAGUUAAUCUGAAGAACCUGAACAUCUCCUAUAAUCGGUUGUCCGGUAAGAUCCCAGAGAAUAUUGGCUUUCUUGGAUCAUUGGAGUCUCUCGACCUGUCAUGCAAUGAACUCUCUGGAGAAAUUCCUUCUGGUUUCUCAGACAUGACAAUGUUAAGCAAGAUGAACCUGUCAUACAAUAAUCUAUCAGGAAGAAUUCCCACCGGGAAUCAGCUCCAGACGCUCAUUGAUCCAAAUUCAUCGUACAUCGGCAACAAAUACCUUUGUGGGCCUCCUCUUUCGAGGAACUGUUCAGGGCCUAAGGUAUUUGGAGGGGAUCUUGACAAGCAUCAAGUAGAGGCGAGGUUUUUCUAUCUUGGCCUGGCUGCAGGAUUUAUCCUUGGUCUUUGGGUGGUCUUUGUUCUCUUUUUAUUUUGUAAGAGCAGAGUUACUUGUUUCCAACUGUUUGACAAGCUAGCGCGUGCUAUACAAGCAUUCAUGGCCUGA
Triticum turgidum subsp. durum (durum wheat) is the source of this 2547-nucleotide messenger RNA. NCBI's taxonomy places the organism in Eukaryota, Viridiplantae, Streptophyta, Magnoliopsida, Poales, Poaceae. The record is from the annotation of a GenBank genome assembly.